This is a messenger RNA of Penicillium olsonii, 1245 nucleotides long. The record is from the annotation of a GenBank genome assembly. Lineage: Eukaryota; Fungi; Ascomycota; Eurotiomycetes; Eurotiales; Aspergillaceae.
AUGUCUCACAUGCCCGGCCUGUUUGGGCUUAGCCCCGCAACUCAUCUCAAACAUUCUCAUUCUCCACGACUUCUUUUCUCUCCUCGCACUUCUCGGAUUACUCCGUAUCGACAUUCGUUUUGCAUUGGCGAAAUUACUGAUCCUGCGAUCGACAUCUCGACGCCCAGACGCUGCACCCCCGAGGUCCACAUCCUUUUGAUCGCCCUGAGAACCAAAUUGCUUGGCCUGAACAUCAAAUUCAUACCUGACCCCAUCCUAGACCUCUGUCGACAGGUCACAGGCCGUGUACCAUCAGCCUACUGCCAGCCCGGAGAAAAGCGUCUCACCGUGCACCCGGUCAUCCUCACCUUCAACAUGCGUUUCCUCUUCCUGAGUGUGAUCUGCACUCUCCUCUUGCUGGGAACACUAUCCUCUGCGUGGCCAUGGCGCCCCAACGGGCUUUUCCUCGGAGACUCUCUGGACAAGCGAGCAGACACCACCGACACGACCGCCGCCGAAACCUCCGAACAGACCACCGCAGCAUCCACUGCCUCGGAAACCGCCGCCGAGACUGCAUCUGAGACCGCGACCGGCACGGCGGACAAGAGCACCGGCACCAACACCGGCACAGCGACCGACGAGGAGACCGCCACAGGAAAGACCACCGCGACCGGCACCGGCACCAACACCAAGACAGGAACCGGCAAGACCACAGCCACCACCUCGAUCUCCAUUGACCCUGCUGCGGCAGCUGGUGGUGUGUCGAUGAUCACCCCCGCCUCUUCGUCGACCACCUACUACAAGAUCGGACAAGAUGUGACCUUUGUGUGGAACUACACAUCCCUCUCGGUCACUCCAUCUGCCGUCAAUGUCGUUGCCUCGUGCAGUCUGAACUCGCAGGCCUACACUCUGACCUCGAACAUGAGUGUUGAGCAGACCGGAUCCGUCGUCUGGGAUACUGGAAAGUACCAGAAGACCGCCACCAUCCCGCUGCUCACUGCUUCCUACACUCUGUUCAUCUACGACACUAGCAAGGAACUCGGCGAUACCGCGAGUGCAGGUUACCUGAGCUCGCAGAUUGGCUACUCCUUCGGCAUGUAUUCGCCUCAGCCUUACACUUCGCUUGGCUCUUUCGAAUGUGUCACUUGCAACGGCGCCCUAUCUGCCACAAGUCGCCAAGCCCUCAAGUUCACCUUCGGUAUGGCAGUGAUCACCUUUGCCUCCUUUACCUGGUUCGCAGGUAGUGCCGGUGUCUUCGCUACCUGA